GGAUGUCAUGCUCGGAUGUCUAUUUCCUUUGUGCAUAGAGUGGGGUUUGGUUUUGGUUCUUUAAAAAAAAAAAACAAAAACAAAAAAACCAAGUUGUUACUUUGUAGUUCAGGGAGGCUUGGAACUCACGACUCCAGCCUAGGCUGGUCCUACCUCAGCCUCCUGAGUGUUGAGAUUAAAGGGGUGCAUCGCCAUCCCUGGCCUCCCUGUGCUUCAGGCUGUUCUCUGGUUGCUGCCCAGCUCCUCCGUCCUCUUCUCUGUCCUCUUUCAGGGAACUUGGCUCGUCUCUCGUACAUGCGGGUGAAGUAUCUUUUCUUCUCCUGGUUGGUGGUUUUUGUGGGAAGCUGGAUCAUAUAUGUGCAGUAUUCAACCUACACAGAACUAUGCAGAGGGAAGGACUGUAAGAAGAUCAUAUGUGACAAAUACAAGACUGGAGUUAUUGACGGGCCUGCAUGCAGCAGCCUCUGUGUCACAGAAACACUGUACUUUGGAAAAUGUUUGUCCACCAAGCCCAACAACCAGAUGUAUUUAGGGAUUUGGGAUAAUCUGCCAGGUGUUGUGAAAUGUCAGAUGGAACAAGCUCUUCAUGUUGAUUUUGGAACUGAACUGGAGCCAAGAAAAGAAAUAGUGCUAUUUGAUAAACCAACCAGGGGAACUACUGUACAGAAAUUCAAAGAAAUGGUCUACAGUCUCUUUAAGGCAAAGUUGGGUGACCAAGGCAACCUGUCUGAACUGGUUAGCCUCAUCCUGACAGUAGCCGACGGAGACAGGGACGGCCAGGUCUCCCUAGGAGAAGCCAGGUCAGCAUGGGCGCUUCUCCAGCUGAACGAGUUUCUCUUGAUGGUGAUACUUCAAGACAAAGAACACACCCCCAAACUCAUGGGGUUCUGUGGUGACCUCUAUGUGAUGGAAAGUGUUGAAUAUACCUCUCUCUACGGAAUAAGUCUUCCAUGGGUCAUUGAACUUUUUAUUCCAUCUGGGUUCAGAAGAAGUAUGGACCAGUUGUUCACACCAUCGUGGCCUAGAAAGGCCAAGAUAGCCAUAGGACUUUUAGAAUUUGUGGAGGAUGUUUUCCAUGGCCCCUAUGGAAACUUUCUCAUGUGUGACACUAGUGCCAAAAACCUAGGAUACAAUGAGAAGUACGAUUUGAAGAUGGUGGAUAUGAGAAAAAUUGUGCCAGAGACAAACUUAAAGGAACUUAUUAAGGAUCGCCACUGUGAGUCUGACCUGGACUGUGUCUAUGGUACAGACUGUAGAACUAGCUGUGACCAGAGCACAAUGAAGUGCACUUCAGAAGUAAUACAGCCAAACUUGGCAAAAGCCUGUCAGCUACUCAAAGACUAUUUACUGCAUGGUGCUCCAAGUGAAAUCCAGGAAGAAUUGGAAAAACAGCUCUAUUCUUGUAUUGCUCUCAAAGUCACAGCAAAUCAAAUGGAAAUGGAACAUUCUUUGAUAUUAAAUAACCUAAAAACAUUAUUGUGGAAGAAAAUUUCCUACACAAAUGACUCUUAGUUCAUUUGGAUAGCACUGCCAUUGAGAAAUUCUAAGAACAUUUCAAAGAAUGACUUCUGCCUUCUGGGUCUAUGAAGCUAUCUCAAAUGUGCUAUGACAGUAACGGCAGGUGUAGGGCCAAGAGAUGUCCAAACUCAUCCCUGCCCUGUUGCAAGUUCACAAGUACAUUCACUGUUAACUAUUGACUUAGAAAUUAAUGCUGUGAAAAGCCUCAUUCCUCAAACAGUGAGUGCUGUGUAGACCUGUUAGCAAAUCCCAUUGCUGGACAUUGUUUGCAUUGAAGCUGCUGUCUAAACAAGGAAAUUUAUGUAUGAAUUUACUAAUGUUUUAGCAUGGUAAAAGUUUGCACAUUAACACAAAUUAAAAAUGCCACAUAGGUAAAUUAAAA
Mesocricetus auratus (golden hamster) is the source of this 1900-nucleotide messenger RNA. RefSeq names its product divergent protein kinase domain 1A (gene Dipk1a). The record is from RefSeq and is a predicted model, not a curated record. Bases 16 to 1512 code for a protein of 498 amino acids. The transcript is spliced from 5 exons. NCBI's taxonomy places the organism in Eukaryota, Metazoa, Chordata, Mammalia, Rodentia, Cricetidae.